CACACUCAUCACUCACACCCCCCUGCACACACUGGGACUGAGCAACAUGGCCAAAAGUAUCCAGACAGCCCUUCUAACGAGUGAUCUCAGCUACUUUCAGUGGGGUUACUGUUCGAAUACAGUGGUGUAUGCGUACACCCGACCCGAGAGGAUGGAGUACAGUGUGGUCUUCUGGGACACAAAAAACAACGAGAAGUUUGUGAAGUAUGUGAAGAGCCUGAUGUCGGUCACCACAUGCGGAGACUUCUGCAUCCUGGCCACCAAAGCCGAUGACUCCCACCCACAGGUGCGCAUACAUCUCCUGUUCUGCUGACGUUCUGCCAG
Molecule: messenger RNA, 324 nt
Organism: Pygocentrus nattereri (red-bellied piranha)
Lineage: Eukaryota; Metazoa; Chordata; Actinopteri; Characiformes; Serrasalmidae
Product: WD repeat-containing protein 35-like
Exons: 2
Coding region: 47-313 (88 amino acids)
Source: RefSeq, a predicted model, not a curated record